AUGCCAUUCGUCAAGAAAGUCAAGUCUGAUGCCUACUUUUCACGGUUCCAAGUGAAGUAUCGUCGCCGGAGAGAAGGAAAGACUGACUACUACGCCCGCAAAAGGCUCGUCACCCAGGCGAAGAACAAAUACAACGCGCCAAAGUACCGCCUCGUCGUUCGUUUCACAAACAAGGAGGUCAUUGUGCAGAUCGUAUACGCACGUCUGCAAGGUGAUUUCGUUCUGUGUGCCGCGCGGUCGCGAGAGCUCCCGCGAUACGGCAUUAACCAUGGUCUCACGAACUGGACAGCCGCAUAUGCUACUGGUUUGUUAUGCGCACGUCGUGCAUUGACCAAGCUUGGCCUUGCCGACAAGUAUGAGGGUGUUGCAGAGCCCGACGGCACGAUUACUAUGACUGAGUCUAUUGACGAAGAAGAUGCGCCUCGUCCGUUCAAAUGCUAUCUCGAUGUCGGUCUAAAGCGCACGUCGACGGGUUCUCGGGUGUUUGGUGCUCUCAAGGGAGCAAGUGACGGUGGCAUCUACAUUCCCCACAACGAGAAGCGUUUCCCCGGCUACGACCCUGAGUCCAAGGAGUUGGACGCUGAGGUACUCAAGAAGUACAUCUUUGGUGGACACGUCGCGGAGUACAUGGAGUCUUUGGAGGAGGAGGAUGACGAACGCUUCAAGAAGCAGUUCGCCACAUACCUCGCAGACGGCAUCGGCUCGGAAGAUAUUGAGGAGAUCUUCACGAACGCAUACGCUGCCAUUCGUGAAGAUCCUACAUUCAAGCCUACCGAGAAGACAACUGACUGGAAAUCGGAGACCAAGAAGCACAUGUCCGUCAAGUUGACGCUCGCCCAGCGCAGGGAGAGGAUCCAGGCUAAGAUCGAGGCCUUCCAGGCAGGCGGAGAUGCAGAGGCAGAAGAGGAUGAUGAGGACGACGAGGAGUAG
Fibroporia radiculosa is the source of this 930-nucleotide messenger RNA. RefSeq lists its product as uncharacterized. Gene Ontology annotation, biological process: ribosomal large subunit assembly; translation. Bases 1 to 930 code for a protein of 309 amino acids. Gene Ontology annotation, molecular function: structural constituent of ribosome; 5S rRNA binding. The transcript has 5 exons. Gene Ontology annotation, cellular component: ribosome; cytosolic large ribosomal subunit. The record is from RefSeq and is a predicted model, not a curated record. NCBI's taxonomy places the organism in Eukaryota, Fungi, Basidiomycota, Agaricomycetes, Polyporales, Fibroporiaceae.